Molecule: messenger RNA, 1887 nt
Organism: Aspergillus nidulans FGSC A4
Lineage: Eukaryota; Fungi; Ascomycota; Eurotiomycetes; Eurotiales; Aspergillaceae
Exons: 1
Coding region: 666-1724 (352 amino acids)
Source: RefSeq, a predicted model, not a curated record
CGCGCCGUCACCCCGUCCCCCGCGUCUACCCUUGGACGGCAUCCCACGAUCCCACGAAAGCGGGUGCGAAUUUACCCAAACCUCUGCCCUCCACCAUCCACGAGACCAUUACAUCACCUGUGCUGGCUCGCCAGUCUUGGGCUUCGAACCUUCCUUGCCCUCGUCACCGUUCAUAACAGCAGUUUCAGGAGACAAACAACGUGUUUUGCCCUCUUUCCCCACGGUCAGACGAUUUACGACCACGGCUGCUCUUCCGACCAAGUGACUCAGAUAAUCCCUAUGCAUCUCGUCAAGGACUUCGUCAAGACCCCAUUUCCUGCAAAUCAAUCACUAGAGGUCCCCAGAGGCUCUGAUCUUACUACCGUCUCCCAGCUUCUCACGCACAGUUCCAACAUGUACGCCAAAGUUCGCGUCCAGGGACGCUCCUGUUUGUCUCAGUAAGCGGGACCGUUACGCACUGUUUGCCAUGGGCUCCUUCAAACGUACUGGGAGGCAUUACAAGCCAUACAAUUACAAAACGAACAAUUACACCUACCAUCUCUGCCUCCGCCAUAGGCUCAUCGCAGAGCAAUUUUCAGAAGCGGAGUUUGAGUGCGACACACUCGGUCGUCGGAUCAUUCUUCCUGGUGAAGAGUCCGAUACGUCGGCAUAAAGGAUAACCAAAAAUGAACGCCCAUGACUUGAGCAGAAAGUCUUGGGAGUCACUUUCUUCGACUUUUUCGCAGCUCGAGAUAUCGCUUUCUCGUGACAGCUGCUAUGCUUCAGAUGAAGUGUCUGUAACCUCUGCUCCACCUGCUGCCACUGAUACGACGAAGAAAAUAUUGGUUGCUACCCCGACUGAGACUCCUAUUCCGAAGUCCAUACUGAAAAGGCCAUACGCCGACAUUGAAGAAGACGAAGAGUCGGAGUCUGGCUAUGCCUCAGAUUCUACAAACGCCGAUGGCAUCUUUGAGGAAUUCGACGACGACAUGUGCGACGAUGUCGAUUGGGACGACACUGAGUCCAGCUGUGUCGAAGACAUUGAGUCUUUUGAUGGCUCGUUUAUAUCAUUUGAAUCUUCGGUACGCUUUGACACCAACGUGCAGUAUAUCGAGCCAUCAGAGUAUCAAGAGGAUGAAAGCUCCGAUGCGGGCAUGACAAGUCACGAAUUAAUGGAACUGGCACGAGCGUCUUACCCAAACAAGUCUCAUGAGGAAACGUACAGCGGUGCGGAAACCAGCGAUAUUGACGACGCCAGCCACGAAGCUAUCGCUGAUUCUAUUGAGCAACUUCCAGAGCAUACCGGCGAUCUUCUUGACCUUGAUAAAAGGCUUUUCGUAGCCUACAUGAACGGCAUUAAUGGAAUUGCGAACCAUGAAUACAAAGCACGCCUUCGUGCUCGGGUUGCAGAUUUCAAAUCGGGUCUUGCCCCGUCGCCAUUCUUGGACCUGGACAGCGCCAACGCACUUUAUCUAGACACAGUACUCAGCCACGUCAUCGGAACUUUUCGCAACAUUGUGGUGAAAGAUGAAUUUUUCGAACUCGUCAGGGCUAGUGGCGAGACCGUGCAUAUUCCUCAGGGAACAAGGCUCAAUCAGGAUAUAUUUGACAAAAUCGAGCGCCUGCUAUGUGAACGGUUGACCGGCGACGGCGUAGACAUCGGCCCUGAUGAGUUGAGCUUUUUUGCCAGCGGCGUCGCCUACGCGCUCGAGAACUGGAGGUGCUACAGCGUCAUUACGCCGUAGAGAUAUUUCGACACGCUCCAACGCUACAAAAAUUUGACUAUGAUGUUGGACGUUUUACGAAGAGCCAUGAGAUGGAAGGCGUUUCAGUGGGAUUUAAAGGCUGAUUAUAUCGUUUCUUAGUGAUAGAGUCCAAAAGUUCUCACGACGAAUCUAGAAUUGCUUG